UUCACGUCACUGUCAACUAAUAUAUGUAUGUUGCUCUUAAUUUACAAUUAGUACUCAUGUCGUUGAAGAAGGACUUUGCGUACAACGAUAAAUUGUCGUUUGUGGCUGAAUGGCAUCAUCAAGAGAACAUAAUAAUAUUAACAUUAAAUUUCUAUCCGAUAGACGGCACUUUAGAAUUAUUGGACCCACACGGCCACAAAUGCUUUUUGAAAAGGACGAAGAUAAAAAAUAUCGAACUGAAGGAUGUGUAUCCGUGCACCACCUUGGUAAUUUUUGGUAGGAUGAUACGUGUCGUGGACUAUAUGAAUUGUUUCACUCAAAGUUUUAUUGGAUCCACUCAAGAACGUGCGUUAAUAAUAAUAAAGCCGUUGGUUAAAUAUCAGCAGUACGGUGAAAUUAUAUCGGUUAUGGAAAGACAUUUUCGCAUUGCCAACAUAAAAAGAAUCAUGCUUAACGAAGAAUACGCAUUUGAACUGUACUCAGGCCCCAGUUUUUCAAACGAUAAGAACACGGCCUUCCUUAGAAACCACAUAGCAUCCGGUCCAAUAGUCGUUCUGGAGUUGGUGAGCGAAAAUGCCAUUCAGAACGGUCUGAAACUGCUGGGACCAUCCGAUCCCGUGAUAGGAAGAAAAGAGGCACCCAACAGCCUUAGGGCCAUAUACGGCUACGAAAGAGUGACGAACGCCUUCCACCUUUCAACGACUCCGGAAGAAAUAAAUCGAGAAAUCACUCUGUUACUAAGAAAUCGCAGCGCGCCUAUAACGGCGGAAAUCGGCAACAACACGAUAUGUCUGAUAAAACCGCACGUGGUCCGUAACAAAAUGCUAGGCGAAAUCAUGACCUACAUAUGCAAACGGAACUUCACCAUCACGAUGAUACAAAUAUUUUAUUUGGAACGCAACGAGGCCGAAGAGUUUUUAGAAGUGUACCGCAGCGUUGUGGAAAACUUCGACCGUUUAGUGGACAGUCUUCUGUGUGGCCCGUGCGUCGGCUUGGAAAUUGGAACGUUGGACCCUAAUGUGCCGGCCCAGCCGACUUUCAGAGAGGUGUGUGGGCCGCACGAUCCCGAUAUUGCACGCCAGAUUAGACCCGGCACGAUACGAGCCCAGUUCGGGGUGGAUAAGUUCAACAACGCAGUGCACUGCACUGACUUAGCAGAGGAUGCUGCAAUCGACUUGGAAUAUUUCUUUAAAAUUUUACAAUAAAUUUAAUUCACAGUCUUUAUCAAAUAUACUUUGACAAAAUUAAGUAAAUUAUACAAAAUGGCACUAUAUAUAUACAAAUAAAAUUUUAUAAAUCAGUU
This is a messenger RNA of Aethina tumida (small hive beetle), 1303 nucleotides long. Its product is annotated as nucleoside diphosphate kinase 7-like. The record is from RefSeq and is a predicted model, not a curated record. Lineage: Eukaryota; Metazoa; Arthropoda; Insecta; Coleoptera; Nitidulidae. Gene Ontology annotation, biological process: UTP biosynthetic process; CTP biosynthetic process; GTP biosynthetic process. Gene Ontology annotation, molecular function: nucleoside diphosphate kinase activity. The coding region runs from base 24 to 1205 and encodes 393 amino acids. Gene Ontology annotation, cellular component: centrosome. The transcript has a single exon.